AUGGACGAUGAAAUGAUGAACGAUGAGGUCGACCAGUUCAUGGAAGGUAGGAACAAGAUUAAGCUCGUCGAUGACGAGAACGACGACGAUGACGGAGAGGAGGACGUCGAUGUUAUCGGGCUGGAUGACGAAGAAGAUGAUGACGACGACGAUGACGACGAGGGGAACCAUGUUGCUACACGAGAUGUCUUCAGUGAUGAAGAUGAAGACAGGAAGGACGAUGAGCAGACAUGGUGGGGUAAGAAAAAGAGUGAGUAUUACGAUGCCGACAUGGUGGAGGAUUCGGAGGAGGAGGAGGCAGAAGAGAAAGAAGCUGAGAAAAUCCGAGCAAAACGAAGCACGGCACUACAGCAGGAUGACUUUGGGGACGAGGAAGUUGUGUCGAGCGAUGAAGACGAUACCUUGGGAGCUAUGGCUGAUGAAAAGCUAACAACCAAGAAGGCAGGAAAGAAGAAAGAAAGCAAGAAGAAAGCAGGAAAGAAUCUUGGAUAUGAUGGAACAUUACUCGAUCAAUUCAACAAGGAAAUGCAAGCCCUCGAUGGCAUCACUGUUGAGAAGAUCGAGCGAGAUCUGGCGGAUCUUUCAGAGAAGGAGAAGAGGGAGUUGCUUGAGAACGAUGCACCUGAGCUGUUGGGGCUGAUCUCAGACUUCAAGAAGUUCAUGCAGGAGAUGCAGAACAAGCUGAUCCCCGUCAAGUUGAAGCUGGUGGCUCAAGGAGCGAAGAACUCGCCAGGCUUCACCUACGUUGACUCCAGACUCCGGGUGCUGCUAGGGUACUGCAAUUGUGUAUCCUUCUACCUCCUCCUCAAGUCCGAGGGCUCCCCGGUCAAGAACCAUCCUGUAAUCGACAAGCUUGUUGAGUUCCGGUCGCUCCUAGAGAAAAUGAAGCCGCUGGAUGCAAAACUGAGUGAGGAGAUGGACCUCCUCCUCGCCAUGUCGGAUGCAGAGGAGGAGGAGGAGGAGGAGGAGGAGGAGGAGGAUGAAGGGGAAGAAGAUGAGGACAACGACGAGGACCUUAUGAUGGACGAGGAAGACGAGGAGGAGAGAGCUCCAAAGAGCAAGAAGAAGUCAAAGAAGAGCGACAAGAAGCAGGGGAAGAAUGCGAGGAUCUCUCAGGAUGGUGCAGAGCGCGAGGAGUUUCAGGAUGAAAACGAGUUUGACAACGCCUCUUCAUCAACAGCAAGAUUGACGGGAAGAGAGAAACUGGUGAAGGCCAGUAAGAGCCAUCAAGAUGGGAGGAAGGAGAAGAGGAGCAACACAGGACGAAUGGAAUCAUUUGAUGAUGUUGGAGAUGUCGACGAGACGAUUGACACGUCCGCGGACCAGCGGGCAGUGCAGGUGCUCAAGAAGAGAGCUCUGAGCGAGUACUUGGACACUCGGGAGCAGGCGAGGAAGGCAAAGAAGUCAGGGCAAGCCGAGUCCGGGGAGAGGGAUGUCCCAGUGAAGGACCGCAGGAAGAUCAUCCAACAGGUGGAAAACAGGAAGCUCAAGUUGUCAUCGCAGCGCACAGACGACGACACGAAGCGGCAGAAGGGCAGCAACGAUUCCGACGACGACGAUUAUUACAUGGCCGUCAAGGCCUCCAAGGAAAAGUCCAAGGAGGAGAAGACGCGGAAGGUCGUCAAGGAGGCCACGUACCGUGAGGAGGAGAAGGUUGAAGUCGGUUCGAAGCGACAGGCAGGCCGAGUCAUCACUGCCAACCGCGGGCUCGUCCCACAUCGCUCGAAGCUCAAGAAGAACCCCAGGGUCAAGCACCGAAGAAAGUUCGAGAAGUCCAAGACGAAGGAGCGCACGUCCUUCUACGGGAAGCAGGAGAGGAGCGACAGGGCAGCAUACGGGGGGGAGACGACCGGCAUCAAGUCAAACAUCAGCCGCAGCCGCAAGUUGUAG
Messenger RNA from Guillardia theta CCMP2712, 1890 nucleotides. RefSeq lists its product as hypothetical. Gene Ontology annotation, biological process: maturation of SSU-rRNA from tricistronic rRNA transcript (SSU-rRNA, 5.8S rRNA, LSU-rRNA). The record is from RefSeq and is a predicted model, not a curated record. NCBI's taxonomy places the organism in Eukaryota, Cryptophyceae, Pyrenomonadales, Geminigeraceae. Gene Ontology annotation, cellular component: nucleolus; small-subunit processome. Bases 1 to 1890 code for a protein of 629 amino acids. The transcript is spliced from 4 exons.